AUGGGUCGCGUCCGCACCAAGACAGUCAAGCGUUCCGCUAAGGUCAUCAUCGAGCGUUACUACCCCAAGUUGACGCUCGACUUCGAGACCAACAAGCGUAUCUGCGAUGAGAUCGCUAUCAUUGCCUCCAAGCGUCUCCGCAACAAGAUCGCCGGUUACACUACCCACCUUAUGAAGCGUAUCCAGCGUGGUCCUGUCCGCGGUAUCUCCUUCAAGCUUCAGGAAGAGGAGCGUGAGCGCAAGGAUCAGUACGUCCCUGAGGUCUCUGCUCUGGAUGUCUCCCAGACCGAGUCCGGCCAGCUCGACGUUGAUGCCGACACCAAGGACCUCCUCAAGUCCCUCGGCUUCGACAACCUGAAGGUCAACCUCGUCCAGGUCUCUCAGCAGCAGGCCCAGGAGCGCCCCCGCCGCUACCGGUAG
Aspergillus ibericus CBS 121593 is the source of this 420-nucleotide messenger RNA. RefSeq names its product 40S ribosomal protein eS17. The record is from RefSeq and is a predicted model, not a curated record. The coding region runs from base 1 to 420 and encodes 139 amino acids. NCBI's taxonomy places the organism in Eukaryota, Fungi, Ascomycota, Eurotiomycetes, Eurotiales, Aspergillaceae. Gene Ontology annotation, biological process: translation. Gene Ontology annotation, cellular component: ribosome. The transcript is spliced from 4 exons. Gene Ontology annotation, molecular function: structural constituent of ribosome.